AUGGUGUACAAUCGCGUCUCUCGUGGCGUUCCUUGGGAACGGCCAUGGAGAUCCUUACGAUGGAAGUGCACGUAUAUAGUACGGGAACUGUCCCUGCAGGUGUGCAAUGUGGCUGCCGGUCCCAUGGCCAUGAACGCGGACCGUGUGAGCGCCAUGCAGCCUCUGCCGGCCUACUUCUACGCGGACGCCGGCCACAUGGCCGGCAGACGGCAAGUGUAUAGCACCGACGUCUUCGGAUACAUAUACGCUUUCGAUGAACAGGUGUGGAUGGCACUUGGAAUUGCGUUGUUGGCCACCGCAGUCGUCAUGGUCCUGUUCCAAAACAACUUCAAGCGCGUCGGUGCCGUCAGGAAGUUUGUCGAUUACGUAUUCCUACUCUUCGCGAUGCUCCUCACUAAGGGUCCGUCGCGAUGUCCGGACAACACGAGGGUGCUCAUCGGGGUCUGGUGGGUGGCCGUCAUCUUCACGACCACCACGUUCACGAGUUACAUGCAAGCCAGCAUGACCGUCAAGACGGAAAUGCCGCGCAUCGAAAGCGUCAAGGACUUCGUCAACAGACCCGACAUCUUGCCCGUCAUCAUUGACGGCAUGGCCUUCGACAUCAUUCUUAACACCUCGACCUUCCCCGAAGAUAACCAGCUGUGGCGGCGCAUCCAGAAGCUGCAGAGCCAGUGGUCCUUCAAACGUGUCUUCUCACAGGACACCUACGAAGACGUGUUGGACGGCAAGAAGGUCGUCUUCAUGGAGCAGUCUCUGUACCACUACGGCGUCCAGCUACUCUACCCCGAUGAACCACCCAAGGGACAGUUCUACUUCGGCAAGGAGAAGCGUGUCACGCUCCCUACCUCCAUGUACGUCAGCUACGACGCACCCCAGCGUGUCAAGAAAUCUCUGCACCGAAUGUCCCGCUGGAUCUGCGAGUCCGGCAUGAUCGACAUGCACCUCAACAACGUGCUUCUUAAGACCUGGAAGAUGCUCGACUUGCAGCAGCUCAGUGCCAACGCCCUAAGCGUGGACGACGUGUUCGGUUUGUUCGCUCUCUUGGCCAUCGGCAUGGCUCUGGCAGCGACGGCUCUCCUGGUCGAGUGCGUGCAGGUGGCCGUCCGGAAGCUUCGAAAGCCCAAGAUAACGACCCGCAUUGCGCUAUCUUACUAUCGUAGACGAAUAGCCUGUGCAUUGCUCAGAGAGCAUCUUUAG
Ixodes scapularis (black-legged tick) is the source of this 1197-nucleotide messenger RNA. RefSeq lists its product as uncharacterized. The record is from RefSeq and is a predicted model, not a curated record. Lineage: Eukaryota; Metazoa; Arthropoda; Arachnida; Ixodida; Ixodidae. The transcript has 5 exons. Gene Ontology annotation, cellular component: membrane. Bases 1 to 1197 code for a protein of 398 amino acids. Gene Ontology annotation, molecular function: ligand-gated monoatomic ion channel activity.